CCAUAGGUUGGUGUCACUCUUUUUCUGUCCCUCUUACAUUAGUUGAGUCUGUGCCUUUAGCAUUGACCAGUUAGUGACAACUGCCUCUUCUCAGCUUAUUGCCACUGACUAAACUGACUGUACAAGGGCAGUUCUGGACUAUCACAAGCUCCUGCUUUAACCAGGCCCCAGAUUCAAGGCAAGGACAUCUGCCAGUGUGAGGAUAUAGUUUUUCUAGAACUUGGAGGUUUCAGUCCGGACUACCUUUGGAGCCCGGGACCUUGCCUAUCGGAUGCUGAUUCAGCAGUGGUAUUAGGGGGCGCUUGCACUUCCGUGUGGCUUUCUUCAGGUGUGUGUGUGUGUCGCCAACGGCUGCAGUGCUGGACUCCUGCAGUGAAUCCAGGUCAUUUCCUCUUUGAGCGGCUCUAUUCUGACUGUGAACAUGGCAUCGUUGAGAAGUUUCAUUCUUGCACUGCUGCUGGCACUGCUCUGCUCCUUCCACACCCCGCUGGCCCCCACCGCCAAGGCGCAGGAUCUGCCAUUCCGUUACGAGCAGGGUCUGAUGGCUGACGACGACGAUGAUGACGAUGAUGAUGAUGACGAUGAUGACGACGAUGAUGAUGAUGAUGAUGACGAAGAUGAUGAUGAUGAUGAUGACGAUGACGACGAUGACGACGAUGACGAUGAUGACGAUGACGACGAUGAUGAUGAUGACGACGACGACGAUGAUGACGAUGAUGAUGACGACGAUGAUGAUGAUGAUGAUGAUGAUGAUGACGACGACGAUGAUGAUGACGACGAUGAUGAUGACGAUGAUGAUGACGACGAUGAUGAUGAUGAUGAUGAUGAUGACGACGACGACGAUGAUGACGACGACGACGACGAUGAUGAUGACGAUGACGACGAUGAUGAUGACGAUGAUGAUGACGACGAUGACGACGAUGACGAUGAUGAUGAUGAUGACGAUGAUGAUGACGACGAUGAUCAUGGAGAUGAUGCUGAUGAAGAGAAGGAGGACGGUGCCUACCACAAAGGCUCUCUGUGCUCUUAUUGUGAAUUCUGUGAGCACUGCGACAGCUGUGACAAAUGUCCCUGCGAGGAAGGAGACGAGUCCGAACACUGUGAUGACUGCAAGAUGUGCACUUACUGCCACGUGUGUCCUCUCUGUGAAACUGCUUGCAAGCCUGGAGGUUUUGUGGAUGAAGUGACUGGAUCCAUCUACAAGACUGUAGCUGACAUCUUUGAUGAUGAUGAUGAUGAUGAUGAUGACAAGGAUGCCAACUGAAGCCGAACAUUUGUUGCCACCAUGUGGCCAGACUGAGGAAGAUCAGCUUCCUCUCUAUUUUCUGGAUACCUUUGUAACUGUCUUUCAGAUUCGUGAACAAGUCUUCAGUAAUAUUGUACGAUGGAGUUUUAGGGCCAAUUUACAAACAAAUGUUUUUUUAAUUACGACUUUAAAGUCUUAAAUUUACAAGAAAAAGUCAUAAAUUUACAGGGAAAAACACCAACGUUGUCUGUUUAUCGGAGCCAUGCUUGAAGAUGAAAGAUGUUGAGCCUUUUGGGCAGCUUUAUUUCCUGAUAGGUUUCAGAAACAAAGAAAUGUUUAACCUUUUGCCGACUCAAAAUCAGAUCAUUGUCAGUGUAGCCGUCUUUCCGGGCUUCGGUGUCGGUAAAGCAGAGUUUCAUCUGUAAAAUAAGGAGCUCAGAGACACGUUUGGAUGUAAAUGACCACUACUUUAUUGUCCUUUUUAUUCACAUACCCAGAAGUCCAUUUUGUCCCAUUACGUCAUGAACCUGUCAUGCACACAAGACCAGAGAGGAAUGAAAACUGUUCCAUACGCCCCCUCCUCCAGAUGAAACGUCCCGUUUCAACAUAAAACAACAAAUAUGAAUGAAAAUUGUCUGUUAUAUUAGCAUUAGAAUGUUGAAAAUGCUGAAAAGUGCUCCUCCUCAGAUGGAAGCAUCACACAAACGUAGAGAUCUGGUCUUUGGUGGAGGAAGAAAGGAUUGAAGUGGACGUCUGCAGGGACACCGAUCUCUUCUUCAACGGCUGCAGAGAUCCUGCAAACCACCCAUCAAUGAAUAAAACAUGAAUAAAUCAUAAAUCAAACAAAGGAGCUUCCCAACAUUUGGAACGUUAUCAAUAAACAUUCAGCUCACCUUUUCUACUAAGUUUAGACGCUCUGCUCUGCUGCUGCGUUGCGUUCACCUGCUGCUCUGUAAACUCACUUUCACUUUAAUCUCGUCUCGUAAAUUUAUGAGUUUAAAUCUCUUAAUUGUACUUUUUUUUUUGGGGCCCUAAAACUCCGUCAUAAUAUUAAACACAGAUUGUCAACAGGAACGUAUUUGUGUACUGCUCUUAUCUGACAAGUUGCACUUUUAAGGAGAAUAAGAUUUCACUUGUACUCGGUUGUCUUAACUAAAACAGACAGACUGUUUUCACUGA
Oryzias latipes (Japanese medaka) is the source of this 2425-nucleotide messenger RNA. RefSeq lists its product as uncharacterized. The record is from RefSeq and is a predicted model, not a curated record. Gene Ontology annotation, molecular function: calcium ion binding. Lineage: Eukaryota; Metazoa; Chordata; Actinopteri; Beloniformes; Adrianichthyidae.